Messenger RNA from Sander lucioperca (pikeperch), 6556 nucleotides. It is a transcript of the gene flrt1b, whose product is annotated as fibronectin leucine rich transmembrane protein 1b. Bases 1383 to 3575 code for a protein of 730 amino acids. The transcript has 3 exons. Lineage: Eukaryota; Metazoa; Chordata; Actinopteri; Perciformes; Percidae. The record is from RefSeq and is a predicted model, not a curated record. Gene Ontology annotation, molecular function: protein binding.
UCUCUCUCUCUCUCUCUCUCUCUCACACACACACACACACACACACGCUCUAAACACAUUAACCUACAGUGAAACAACAGGGUGGGAGAUAACUACUGCACAUCGCGGAGCUUCGGUGCGGGCAGAACGAACAUCCUCCCCCGUCCCUCCGCGGCGCCCUUCGCCCUGCUGUAGAGGCUGAUGCUGACCGGGAUUUAACGGCCCGCGUAUAUAGCCGAUCUAUUAAGUUGAGAGGAUGAUUUGACAAGGAUGCCUUGAGGGGAAACGAGCAGGAGAGAGGCAGAAAAUGGAUAACAAAGGGUGGUGCUCACUAACACUUAGCCAGCUGUCCUGCUGAAGCAAACACCAGUGAAGUCUACCUUGAGGAUACUAGACGGUGGUCCAUUUCUGCUAACCUGUGGGGGAACUUUUCACACUGAGCCACGUGACUGGCUAUCACAACGCCGCUCAGAGCGGACUACAUACAGUACACACUCAUUGGGCCUUGCUGCUUCUGAAGAGCAUCUGUGUGAACUGAAAAGGAAGCGAUUAAACAUUAGAGAGUGAGGCGGAAACAGAGGAAAGGAGAAAGAAGCAUCUGAACCUAACUCUUACAGCCUGUAUUCUGCACCGGGCCAAACUAUAGAUCACAGCCUCAAACAUACUCAUUACCAUCACUGAACUGUGAAAUUGAUGUUGUUAUAACUGUAAUAAUACAACUAAUAAUCGUAAGGACUCUUUGCUGGAUUUUUUUGAGCCUUGGAAAUCCCACUUAUUCUCUUCUUGCUGCUCAUUAAUUAAAACCAUUACCUGGUUAUUCAAAGCAAGUGUAGCACGGCACUAUUACUAUUUUUGCGUGACCCACUGCGUAUCCAUGAUUAUCCAGGAUUCCUUUUGACUUCGAAGAAGGACCCUUGAGCCCUCAACCGUCUUUUGACUAUCUGCCCAACUGUAGCAUUUUGGUGUGGAGUGGUGGUUUCAGAAUUAGGCCUCUGGACGCUCGAUGAAGAUGACUUGAGUUGGCAGGCCUAAAAGCCCCUUACCCCAGAGAGAUAAAGAGAGAGCGCUUGGCAGUAGGACACACACAACACACAAAUGUGGGUGCCGAAGCGGCUUUGAGCCAUGCUGGUGUUGCUACUCGUGGAGCCCUGGAGUACAGGCCAUCAUCAUCCCUAUCAUCAUUCACCCAAGCUGAGGAAGAUUCAACGGCCCAGAGGAGCGAGGCUACACUUGUGAACGAUUCAAAGACUGGGAAACUGCGCUAACACACAGAGAUCCACAGCUACAUCCUUAAUCACAAAUACAUACACACUAAUACUCCUCUCCACAAAUCUUUGAUACAGGAAAAACAAAGCUGCGGCGGACGUGAAAGCACAGAGACUGAGCAGGAGCUGUGCACCAACAUGGCAGCUGAGAGUCUUGCUGAGCUCCGUGAUUGGCUCUUUCUGCUCCUCCUGUGCCUCACCUUAUUGGCUGAGGUGCUAGAACUGGCGGCAGCGGCAAUUGCCAUGGAGACGGGCGAGGGAGAUGAGGGCAUUGUUUGUCCCUCAGUGUGCCGCUGUGAUGAGGGUUUUGUCUACUGCAAUGACCGUGGCCUCAGUAUAAUUCCUCCACUACCAUUAAUGGCUGCCAUCCUCUACUUGCAGAGCAACCGGCUGAGUAACGCUGGCCUGCCUCCCUCACUGGAACGCAGCACUUCCAUACGAGUGAUUUACCUGUAUGCCAACCAGUUGGAUGAAUUCCCUAUACACCUCCCGCCUUCUCUACGGGAGCUCCAUUUGCAGGAUAAUAAUAUACGAACGUUACCGAGAUCAGCUCUGGCCAAGUUACCAUUACUAGAACGUUUGCACCUGGAUGAUAACUCUAUAUCCACAGUUAGCAUCCAGGAGCGAGCUUUUUCUGGGACUCCACGACUACGACUGCUGUUUCUGUCUCGGAACCAUCUAUCAAGUAUCCCUGCAGGUUUGCCAGCAUCCUUGGAAGAGUUGCGACUGGACGACAACAGAAUCAGCACCAUCCCCACACAUGCCUUCCGUGGGCUCUCUUCCCUGCGACGCUUGGUCCUGGAUGGGAACCUGUUGGCCAACACACGCAUUGCAGAUGACACCUUUUCCCGUCUCUCCAACCUUACUGAGCUGUCACUGGUCAGGAAUGCCCUGCAGUCUCCGCCAGUCUACCUACCUUCGGCUCACCUCGUGCGACUCCAUUUGCAAGACAACGGAAUGACUCACAUACCACGGGGGGCACUGGACGGGAUGCGGCGGCUACAGAGGCUGGACCUGUCAGGAAACAAUCUGACCACUCUCCCACGAGGACUUCUAAAAGACACAGAAAGCCUGGAGCUGCUGCUGCUGCGAGGAAACCCCUGGUACUGUGGCUGCAACCUUCGCUGGCUCCAUGCAUGGCUGCACAGCCGGGGGGCAGCAGUGACAGUCAGGGGUCUGACCUGUCAGGGGCCCGAGCCUGUAAGGGGCCAGGCCCUCAGAGAACUAACCUCUCUGAUGGAGCAGUGUGAAGGCCCCCCUGCUGGUCCCAGUACUGGAAUGGGGGUCAACCCAGCAGAAAAAGAUGGAGGAGGUGAAGAUGGUGUUGGAGGGGGCCAAGCAGUGGAUUCAGUCCCCCAUGGCAGCAGCACAACUACCUCUCUACUAGUCCCCACACAAGGUUCCCUCUUCACCCUGCGAGCCAAGUGGCCAGGCCUUGUUAUGCCUCUGCCUCCCGGUGAAGGAGGACAAGUAUCUGGAGAGGCACUGGAGCUGUCUGUAAAACCUCUCUCUUCGGACAGUGUAUUGGUGAGUUGGCUGUGCCCACAGCCAGCACCUUCCUUCCGCCUGUCGUGGCUGAGGUUGGGUAGCAGUGCAGCUCUUGGUUCCAUAACAGAGACUCUGGUACCUGGAGAGAGGAGGCAGUACCUCCUUACUCAGCUUACCCCACGCUCCCAUUACCUCAUCUGUCUACUGCCACUACGACAGGAAUCUUCCUUUGGGGGUUCCAGCAUGGGUUUAUCACGAGCUGGCAGCAUGGACACGGACAGUAAAGAAACGUCCCCGGCCUGCGCUCAGAUAGAGACUGGAGAGGCUCUGGUCAGCACCGGGGGGGAGGGGUCAGAUAAAGAGGGACAGGACUCAGAGCUAACAGUCCUGCCGUUGGCUGGGAUCAUAGGGGGGGCCACAGCAUUAGUAAGCCUGCUGUUAAUCUUUGGCAUCUUCUGCUGGUAUGGACAGAGAGCAGGUUAUGUGUCUGGGGACUCAUACAGCAGGGGCCGGGGUGGAAAACCUUACGAUGACUAUGUAGAGUCAGGCACCAAGAAAGACACUUCCAUCUUAGAGAUCAGGGCCCCUCCUGCAGGGUUUCAGAUGACAGCUAUGGCCCAUCAGCCCCUGCAGCCUAAGCUGGAGGAUGUCACCUACAUCCACACCAUUUUCCCCUCUUCUUCUUCUUCGAACCAAGCUAAUGGGACCUACCGGAGCAGCCACGCAGCCGGCAGCCUGAAUGGCACCAUCCUCAGCCAAACCAGCCACCAUCAUGUUACUUAUGGUACCAACCGUGGCUACAGAGAGGGUGGCAUUCCCGACAUAGAUUAUGCCUACACGUGAUAAUACAGGGACACACUCCCUGAGCCACGAUUGCCAGGUGCCAUUUCUAUGAUGACAACCUCUUGGCUGGUGGCCAUUUUGUUCUUGGUUUCCAAAGUACCCUCUGUGCCUCUGCUGGUUCAAUUCUGAUUGGUUUGCUAAGUAGAAAUGACUGAUUUCAGCUAUGUUGAUUGGACAUCGCUAUUAAGUGACAGAAGUAACAGUCCUACUAUAUUCUACUACUGUAUACUACAUUAUACAGUAGGUCCUUUCAGCGCAACUUAUAGUUAUAAAUGGUUAUGUUUUCUCUUUUGGAUAUCUCAGUGUCUUUCAAACCUACUGUUCUUCUCAGCUCAUAAUAAUACACAGUAACUUAUUUGAGGUUGAUAUACUAGGCUUAGCUGAUUUAGCAGGAUAUAUAUUUAUAAUAUGAGGAAAAGGCACUUGAUGUGUAUAGAGAUAGCUCUCAUAUCUUCCUACCAACUAUGAGCUCUGUGCUGUAUAAAUAAAAGGGAUGACAGAGGGAUACAUCAAUGGUUGUUAUAACCUACAGAUGACAAUGCAUCAUGGAUGACAUGAAAAGAUGUGUUCCUAGCCCCCUCCUUUUCCUCUAGUUUACUCCCCUCCUUUUUAAUUUUUCCUCUUUUCCGCCUCUUUUUUUUUUGCUGAGGCUCUUUCCUUUUAUUUCUCUCGUGUCUUUUGUGGUGCCGUGAGCAGAGGACGACUUUGUUCUCGCCAAGGGAGCUGACAGCAGUGAUAACAGUUCUGACAAGAGACGGGAGACACAAACCACAGCAUGGGGAGACUAAUGAGAGGGAGAGAGACCGAGAGAGUGGGGGGGCGGGGUGGGGGGGUGAUGGAUGGAUGGAUACAAAAUAAGACAAGGAGAGAGAGAGGGGUGCUGUUUUGGGCAUGGAGGCACUGACAGAGGUGUGUUGGCUUAAGGCAGAGAGCAAAAUGAGAGAAAAAAAGAAGUUAAGUUAAAAAAGGGCGUGUGACAAAUGCCGCGGCAGGAGGUAAAAAAGCAGACAAAAGGAAAAGAAGAUGGGGGAUCGAGAAGGGCGCGGUCGGGGUAAAGAAGAGGGGCGACAACUGGAAUAGUGUGACAUUAUCAACCAAAAAUGUUUUACCCAGAGUGUAUCCACUACUGCAAUCAGCAGAUACCACAAGGACUGAUGUUUUCAGUUGCCUGUGAUCAAUAUUUUUUGUGUAGGUUCCACAUUAUUUGUCAUGUAUCGUCAUCAUAACACAGACCCAUUUACAUUUAAGAGAGGAAUUGCAAGACAAUCGGAGAAAAACGAUUGCCAAGACCACAGGACAAAUGAGUAGCUUUUGAAGAACGGCUAUUAAAAAUCUCUCCCUCAGAAUUAAGAAAAAGUACUGCAUGUACCCAAUUUCUAUUGUGGUCUGGUCUCCUUAUUAAAUUAUCUUUGCAAAUGAAGUGAAGAAACCUAAUCAUACAUCUUAUAAUAGUAACCCUAAUUCUAAUUGAGUUUUAGAAGCUAAUCAUUUUUUUGGUGGAAAUCAGAACUACUUACUGCCUAAAUACUCUUUGCUAAAAUUCACUCAUAACAAUCUAUCUUUUCAAUUUCAUUCAAAAAGUUUGAACUGUUUUAACUGGUAUUUAAAGUUCAACAUACAAGACAGUAAGAGUGGGCAAUAUGGACAAAACCAUCUAUCAUAGUAUAUGUACUUUUAUAUUGUGAUAUGUAUAUGUAUUGGGACAUAGAACUUGGGAUAUAUUGAUUGGAAAACUAAUUAUAAAGCCAAUUACCAAAUUAUAGUACUUCAUCACAUUGAUGCAAAUGAAAUUGCAAUAUUGCCAUAAAGUAGUUAUGCUUUUUUUUUUUUUUUUUUUAUCUGUAACAGAAUGACCGUAUACAACCAGAGAUAUUAAUGUGAGAGUUUUCAGAAAACUAAAAGAUUAGUCUAUUACAUUGAUCUACAGAAAAUGAAUACAACUAUUUUGAUAAAUGACAUUCAUAAGUCCUUUUCUAAGCAAAAAUGCUGAUAAAAAAAAUCCUUGUUUCAGCUUCCCAAUUGUGAGUAUUUGUUAGUCUUAUGUGAUAGUAAAGUGAAAAUCUUUAUGACUGGACUGUUAGUUGGAUGAAACAAACAACAGCUUAUACACCAGACAAUUAAUCAAUUAAUUGAAAUAUACAGAUUAAUCACACAGCCACACAGAAUGGUAUUCUCACAGUAUCUGUCAUCAUAUUUCCCCACCCUACAAGAGGGCAUCUGAAUUUGGAGUCAUUUAAGUUGAAGGCAAAGUUAGUCAAAAAUAUUACUUUAAAAGAGCUGAAAUUUCAAACUUGAUAUGAAGCAUUGUGUUAGGAAAAGUACAUUAGUUGACUCAGGUCGUCCAGUUUUAUAGGUCGUAGUACAGCAUAGACAGUUCUGUGAUCAGGGAUCACAGCCUGACCGCUACACUGUGCAUCUCAACAGAAAAACAAGCAUAAUACACACCGCAUGAAAAAGGAACCUGCUUUCUGACUGCCUCUCAAUGACCCCACUAAUAUUAUUUAAGGGAGGAGGAACUUCAAAGGAAAACGCUAACAAACAGCCAGAGAUCAAAAGAGGAAGAGGAGAGGGUAGAGAGGGAAAAUAGACAGAAGGAUGGGGAUGAGUGAGAUAUAUAUAUAUAUAUAUAUAUAUAUAUAUAUAUAUAUAUAUAUAUAUAUAUAUAUAUAUAGAGCCUGUAGGUGUUCCAUUCUUACUUUGAGUAGCUCUCUCUCUUUUCCAACCUGUGUUACUGUGUAUCAGUAAUAUUGGAUGAGUUUUGGUGUGUUUUAGUUUUUUUGCUGCAUUUGUUUUGGUUUUUUAAGAGCACUGAAGCUUCCUUUCAUUCUGUGCAGAAAUCCUUUUUCCUUUAAAAAUGUCACCUUCAGAUGUGAUAAUGAAAACACUGUUAUGUAUAAACAUAAAAAUGGGUGCAAAAUGCUAUUCCAUUCAUUGGUCGUCUUUUUUUCUACACAGAUGAAUAAAGACUUCUAAAAGGAAAA